Molecule: messenger RNA, 1853 nt
Organism: Polychytrium aggregatum
Lineage: Eukaryota; Fungi; Chytridiomycota; Chytridiomycetes; Polychytriales
Product: acyl-CoA dehydrogenase/oxidase
Exons: 10
Coding region: 455-1729 (424 amino acids)
Biological process (GO): fatty-acyl-CoA biosynthetic process; fatty acid beta-oxidation using acyl-CoA dehydrogenase
Cellular component (GO): mitochondrial inner membrane
Molecular function (GO): fatty-acyl-CoA binding; flavin adenine dinucleotide binding; glutaryl-CoA dehydrogenase activity
Source: RefSeq, a predicted model, not a curated record
CCCACACUGCCCACACUGCCCCCCAGGCAAAAGUCGUCCGUGUGAAGGUGUUCCGUUUCAAAAUUAGUUCGCUGUGAUGCAGAGCCGGCUGCCACGGCACCAACCGGCCCAGCAGCAGCAGAAACAUGUCCAUCGUCGGCGCCCCCCCCGUGCAAACAUUUCCACCCCUCUCCGGCCCGCCGUCCGUCCUUCCGUGCCGUUGCCGCUGGUGAUACGCCCUCUGGCCUAUCGGCUUGCUGGAAUCACGCCGUGUGGCUCCUGGCCCGUCCUCCCCCGGCCUCUGUUCCCGUUGUGGCCGCGCGCCGCAUCAUGAGACCCCCGGUGUUCCGCCUGCUGCGCUUCGGCCUGCCGGGCAAUAAAACCUCCCUCAUGCGCCGAAUCCGGGUCUCUUGCGCUUCUGCUUGCGGAACCCAUACCCCACAUUUCCACCCCCUCCCUCUGCGCGUCGGCAACCAUGCUCACAAGAACCGUCGGUGUCCUCGCCAGGCCCUCGGCCCCGCUCCUCCGGACUCGCUACUCGUUGGCUCUGCGCGGCCUCGCUCAAGGCCCCGCCAAGUUUGCGUCCUUCAACUGGGAGGACCCUCUGAACCUCAACAGCCUCUUGACCGAAGAAGAAAAGGCCGUGCGGGAUGCUGCCCACGCAUACUGCCAGACCAAGCUUCUGCCGCGUGUCACCAACGCCGCCCGCAACGAAGUCUUUGACCGGGAGAUCAUGAACGAGAUGGGCGAGAUGGGCAUGCUCGGUGCAACCAUCGACGGCUAUGAUUGCCCCGGCGUCUCCUCUGUGGCCUAUGGUCUGAUUGCCCGCGAAGUCGAGAGAGUCGAUAGCGGCUACCGCUCUGCCAUGAGUGUCCAGUCUUCGCUGGUCAUGUACCCCAUCUAUGCUUACGGCACAGAGGCACAGAGAGAGAAGUAUCUGCCCCGUCUCGCCAAGGGCGAGAUCGUUGGUGCCUUUGGCCUUACCGAGCCCAACCACGGAAGCGACCCCGCUGGCAUGGAAACCCGCGCUGUCAAGAGGGGCAACGUCUACGUCCUCAACGGAUCCAAGACUUGGAUCACCAACUCGCCCAUCGCCGAUGUCUUUAUCGUCUGGGCCAAGACCGAGGACCAAAAGAUUCGCGGAUUCAUUCUUGAGAAGGGAAUGAAGGGUCUCUCUGCUCCCUACAUCAAGGGCAAGUUCUCGCUCCGUGCCUCGGCCACCGGCAUGAUCAUGAUGGACGACGUUGAGGUGCCCAGCGAGAACCUGCUGCCCAACGUCGAGGGACUGAAGGGACCCUUUGGUUGUCUGAACAACGCUCGCUUCGGCAUCGCCUGGGGUGCACUUGGUGCCGCCGAGGCCUGCUUGACUCAGGCACGAGAGUACACUCUCAACCGAAAGCAGUUUGGUGUUCCGCUGGCUCGGUUCCAGUUGAUCCAGAAGAAGCUCGCUGAUGGUGUUGCUGAGGUCGCUCUUGGCCUCCAGGGCUGUCUGCAGGUUGGCCGCCUCAAGGAUGAAGGCAAGAUCAGCCCUGAGAUGAUUUCCCUGAUCAAGCGUAACUCAUGCGGCAAGGCGCUCAACAUUGCCCGCGAGUGCAGAGACAUGCUCGGCGGCAACGGUAUCUCGGACGAGUACCACAUCAUCCGCCACGUCAUGAACCUCGAGGCCGUCAACACAUACGAGGGCACCCACGACAUCCACGCCCUUAUCCUGGGCAGGGCCAUCACCGGCAUCCAGGCAUUUACUGCCUGAGCGAAGCCGGAGGCUGGAGCGAGAGAGGCUCGCACAGAAUAUACAGCGAAAAUGGCGGCUACUUCGUGGGUCGCGACGGCGAAUAAAGCAAACUUGUUUUGAAACGGGACACCUUCACACAGGG